CUUUACAGCGUGCGGUAUGGUCUGGGAGUUCCGAACAAAACUGUUUGUCUACGGAUCUCUUUUACUCCGCUACAAGACUGCGUGACGAAAUUGGUGCUAUAGUUAUCCGCGGCUAAUUUAUUAGCUGAAGACUGAAGUCUAAAGGCUUGUUGUUCUUUCCUCGGGCACACAUCUCAAAUCUAGCUGUUUCUUUCAAUCUUUAUAUUGUUUUUCCUGCACUGAUUUAAAUCUAUAUUCUGACAUAUUUUGUGGAGAGAACACCAUAGAGCUAGCGCUGAGGUUCUGGACAAACCUGCAGUUUUGAGAUUCCUGUGCUGCCAGAGAACCCACAACCUUCUGGCCAUGCAGAUUCCUGUGCUGCCAGUUUGAAGAACAGUUUCUAAAACCGCGUAUCUAAGGCUCUGGUUUUGCCAAGAACUAAAGGAAAACAGGAGAGGAGGGGGAAACUGGAGAGAAGCCGUCGCCUGAACCAAGACGCAUCAACAGAGACUCAUGGGGUUAGGGGAGGCUUCAGCGAGAGGGACAGCCAUGGACGGAGACUGUCUGAGCUGUAUCAAAUACCUCAUGUUCGUCUUCAACUUCCUGAUCUUCCUGGGAGGCUCCUUCCUCCUGGGUGUAGGGGUGUGGGUGCUGGUGGAUCCUACAGGCUUCAGGGAGAUCAUUACAGCCAACCCUCUGCUCUUCACUGGGGUCUACAUCAUCCUGGCCAUGGGGGGAAUGCUCUUCCUCCUGGGAUUCCUGGGCUGCUGCGGAGCCAUCCGGGAGAACAAGUGUCUGCUCCUCUUUUUCUUCAUGCUCAUCCUGGUUAUAUUUCUGGCAGAGUUGGCUGCAGCCAUCUUGGCCUUCAUAUUCCGGGAGCAUCUGACCAGAGAGUUCUUCACUAAGGAGCUGAAGAGACACUACCAGGGAUACAACAACACUGAUGUCUUCACCGGAACCUGGAACGCCGUCAUGAACAGCUUUGACUGCUGUGGAGUGAACAGCCCAGAGGACUUUGAGGAGAGCCUGUUCCGGUUGAUCAACCCCAACGAGAUGGUCCCUGCAGCCUGCUGCAGGAGGGGCAGCCAACCAGGAGACUCGGCAUACGUCAACCAGGACGAGUGUCUAAUGGGGAAAAUGCUCUUCCGAAACAACAAGGGUUGUUACUCUGCUGUGGUUGACUACUUUGAGCUCUAUAUAUACGUGGCCGGAGCUCUGGCCAUCGUGGUGCUCACCAUUGAGCUGUUCGCCAUGGUGUUUGCCAUGUGUCUGUUCAGAGGGAUCCAGUAGGAUGCCUGACUGCUGUAGCCGCACGGAUGGGAGCUAGAAAAGGGAAAUCAGGAGGGGGGAAAAAAAGAAAAAUUAACACUUACAAAUGUGUUGUUCUUUUUGUAUCUGCAAAACAAUUUGGUUAGAAAACAAACAAACAAACAACAACCACAACCACAACAACCACAA
Oncorhynchus mykiss (rainbow trout) is the source of this 1437-nucleotide messenger RNA. The record is from RefSeq and is a predicted model, not a curated record. Lineage: Eukaryota; Metazoa; Chordata; Actinopteri; Salmoniformes; Salmonidae.